AUGUUUUUUAGUAUAUAUGUUCCAACAUAUCGACCCAGGGCACCGCAGUGCAAUGUGUGCUCUAAGUAUCAUUUCGGAGAAUGCCGAUAUCAGAACGUCGUCAAGUGCUACACCUGCGGAGGAAACGGCCACUACUCUAGGGAGUGUGCAAAUAACAAGGUAGGAUCGGGAUCAAGGCAGAACGAUCAAGGAUCCCGUCAGCAAUCGAGGGCACCGCAAAGUGAACCACGAGGAAAUCGCGACCCAUCGUCGCGGCAGCAACAACCUCACCGCCCAAGACUUCCUCCACAAGCUAGAGCGUUCGCGCUGGAACAAAAGAAGCCGAAGAAAGAGCAAGAUGAUCGUGAGAAAGGAAACUUGACAGGUAUGGGUGAAAUUCUCGAUACCCCCGUUGUUGUGUUAUUUGACACGGGCGCAUCGCAUUCAUUUAUAUCUGAGCUAUGUGUGCACACUUUGGGCUUGCCUUCUAGCGAAUCUGAACAUAGAAUGAUGGUGUCCUCACCAGUAGGAGGAAUGAUAGAAAUAUCUAGAACAUGCUCGAACAUAGAAAUUGUUAUGGGAGAACUUAAGUUAGUCACUCACGACCUGCAAGUUAUGGCGAUGAGAGAUACCGACGUGAUCCUAGGAAUGGACUGGUUGGCCGCGAAUUUCGCGAUGAUUCGAU
This is a messenger RNA of Salvia hispanica, 664 nucleotides long. NCBI's taxonomy places the organism in Eukaryota, Viridiplantae, Streptophyta, Magnoliopsida, Lamiales, Lamiaceae. The record is from RefSeq and is a predicted model, not a curated record.